GUUUCUUCUCGAUAGCGGUGUUGACGUUUUUCCUUUUUCUCUUUCUGGUAGGGUGUCUUUCAAUGUACUGUAAUAAAUUAUAAAUUUGUGAAAUAUGGAUUCUUUUGCUCUUACAGAAGGCAUCGUGCCUGAUGCGAACAAUCAAAAUGGCCACGAAGCCGAAAAGGACACCACCGGAGAGUUGCCCGAGGGGGCUAACAAGUUCCAACGUGCCAUUGCAGCUUGGAGAGGUAUUGAUCUCUCCAAUACCAUCGCGAAAUUGGACACGACUGCCUCGGAUAUUGUCGCUCAGCAGCGUGAUGCUCUUGUUCAAAGGAAGGAUCUUGCCCAGAAGACGAAGGACUUCCGAAAGUUGGAUGAUGCGGGAAAGCUUGCGGAAUAUAAAGGCCUGUUGAAAGCUUACCAAAGCUUUAUCGACGUCUUGACGAACCAAGGAAAGGCCUCUUCGAACGCCUUCUUGCAGCUAUAUUCUUCCUUAUCAGAAGCGCCUGACCCUUAUCCGCUGCUCGAGGCAUCAGUUGACUCCCUCGUUCAUACCGAAGAAACUGUACCGAGGUUAACAUCCGAGCGGAAUCAAUUACAGAGCAAUGUGGACCGUCUUACCUCCCAAUUAGAUGACGCCGAGAAGCGGCUCGAAGAGGAACGAACGACAAGGAAAAAGUUGGAGGAUAAUCAAGAAUCCAAAAUCAAGGAGAUCGAGUCUUCCUGGUCAGCCGUUUUGUCGGAGAAAUCGAACAAUUGGACCGCCAAGGAGAAGAGUUUGGAAGAAAAGGUAGAGAAUCAAGAACGCUUGAUUAAGGAACUCAAAGCUAGCUACGAGGUUUCACAGCGGUUGGGCCAGGAGGACAGUAGUGAAUAUGGUCCCCAGCAAGGAGGGGCUACUGCUGCGGAGCUGGAGCUAGUGUCUGCUGACCUAGAAAAGACAAACCUCAGACUAGCAGAGGUGGAGGCUCGAAAUGAGCAAUUGAGACUUGAGCUGGCUCAAGUUGUCUCGCAUUCACAACCAGAGCAAACAAUGUCUGUUGAAGAAGACCCCGCCUACCUUCGCCUUCAGUCAGAGAAUUCUUCCCUGUUGCGCAAGUUAGAUGCAGCUCGAUUUGACAGGGAGUCUGAGCGGCAUUCUUGGGAAUCCAAAAUCUCACAAUCUGAGAGACAUAGCGCUAAGGCUGCCGCCGAGAGGGAUGAGCUACGAGCGAGGUUAGAGAAAGUUGCUGAUUAUGAAGAUAUCCGUCGCGAGCUGGAGAUGAUCAAAUCUAUUGAAUUUUCAGCCGGUGACGAUGAUGAUACCCGAGAUUCCACGGAUAAUCCUGCAGUCGCUACCAAUGGCACUGCUUCCAAGGACGAUGCUAAGAACAAUUUAGAGCAGCUUCUGCUGUCUAGGAACAAGAAGCUCACGGACGAACUUACUGUUUUACGAUUAUCACAUCGCGAUCUUCAAGGCCAACUUGAGACUCUGCGCGCGGAUCUCUUGACUACUAGGCGGGAACUUGAAAUAUCCCAGAAACUUUCUACUACCCUUGAGAAUGACCUUCUCCGUGUACAGGAAGAAGCAGCGAAUGCUUUCCCGUCAUCUGCAAUGUCUAUCGCAGGCACUUACACCUCAAAACACCCAUACUCCUCUCGACGGGGAGCUACGUCGCCGACGUCGUCAAUUAUCUCGGGCUUUGACCAUUCGUCUGGAUCUCCUAGUACUAUGGAUGCCAUUCGAGCAGGAGAAGCUGUUGGGGGUGGGUCCGGCUUGUUGCCUAUGAUUCAGGCACAACGGGACCGGUUCAAGAAGAAGAAUGCGGAGCUAGAGGAAGAGCUGUCAAAGAUGUAUAAUUCGGUGAAAUCACUCCGGCAAGAGGUUUCUUCCCUUCAGAAAGAUAACCUCAGUCUGUAUGAAAAGACAAGGUAUGUGUCGACAUACAACCGUGGCCAGGGAGGCUCCUCUUCCGCGAGUGCCUACGGAAACAAACCAAGCGCAUCCUCCGUUCACCUAUCGUCGGACACGCCGUCAGGUUUGUCACUUGAUCGCUACCAGUCCGCAUACGAGGCUCAAAUCUCACCCUUUGCGGCUUUCAGGGGACGAGAAUCUGCACGCGCAUAUAAGCGCAUGAGCCUGCCUGAACGGAUAGUAUUCUCUCUCACGCGAAUAAUACUGGCCAAUCGGACCAGCCGGAACUUAUUUGCAGGGUAUUGCUUUGCCAUCCAUAUUCUCCUCUUUGCUAUGUUGUAUAUGAUGAGUACGAUGGAGAUAGAGAAACACAGUGCAAACUUGGGCGCGGCAGCCAUGGUUGGCGGUGGCAGCAACUAUGGUAGCGGGCAGCAGCUGAACGGGAAUGAGUGGCAACAAGAAGGGUUCCACCAUGCAAGUUAAACAACCUUGAGGAGAACCCUAAUAUUCUUAUGGGCGAAUUUUUCAUUUCUUGAUUGGCGGGUGUUGGCGUCAGUGGUGAUAUUGAGAAUGUACUUAUCUACAAGUAACUCUGCAUUUCUAUUUCUGAUUACUAUUGGAGAACGUUAGACUAUUUGAAUACCCUGUGGAAAUUGAGAACUAUACA
Messenger RNA from Aspergillus alliaceus, 2543 nucleotides. Its product is annotated as CCAAT displacement transcription factor COY1. The coding region runs from base 95 to 2359 and encodes 754 amino acids. Gene Ontology annotation, biological process: intra-Golgi vesicle-mediated transport. Gene Ontology annotation, cellular component: Golgi membrane. Lineage: Eukaryota; Fungi; Ascomycota; Eurotiomycetes; Eurotiales; Aspergillaceae. The transcript is spliced from 4 exons. The record is from RefSeq and is a predicted model, not a curated record.